UCACCAUUCCCACAGCCUUUCCUUUUCCUCAUUCCCACGGCCUUCUUUCUUCCUCGCCGCCAGCCACCAACCGUCCCUCUCCGGCGAACGAUUCCGUGCAUAAAUUGCGCGAGCAAAAGCACGUAAAUGUUCAAGGAAUUCAAGUGAAUAAAGGGUUUUUCUCUGGGAAUCUGAUCUCGGGUCCCCGUCGAAAAUGGAGGUCCGGCAGAACCCGGCGGCGGACAACUCGUCGGUCUCCGGUCGCCGGCAGGCGCCGAAGCAGGCCAAGCCCUCCCCUGUUCCCGUCGAUUCGACCUCCGUCACUCAGAGGCUCCAGAAGGAACUGAUGGCUCUGAUGAUGAGUGGAGGAGAUCUUGGAGUAUCGGCAUUUCCUGAAGGUGAAAGCAUUUUCGCAUGGAUAGGAACGAUUGAGGGUGCAAAAGGUACGGUGUAUGAGGGUCUCUCUUACAAGCUUUCGUUGCGGUUCCCAUUGGAAUAUCCAUUCAAGCCACCGCAAGUCAAGUUUGAGACUCUGUGUUUCCAUCCGAAUGUCGAUCAGUUUGGCAAUAUAUGUCUUGACAUCCUUCAGGAUAAGUGGUCAUCAGCAUAUGACUGCAGAACCAUUCUUUUGUCCAUUCAAAGUCUGCUGGGAGAGCCCAAUCUUGACAGUCCUCUCAACAGCUGUGCUGCGGCUUUGUGGAACAAUAAAGAAGAUUACAGAAAGAUGGUCCAUAGACAAAGCUUCGCUGGAGAGCUUUUCGAAGAGUGAUCCGUAAGGUACUUGUACUUCUACUGUCACAUGGGAUACAUUGCAUUGCCAGGUUCUCUCUAGAUUUCGAGAGAAGAGCUCGACACUGAUCUAGAUUUGUAUAGUCUCUUUUUUACAAUAGUUGAAUAUUGUAUCUGUAAGAUUGAUUUGUUAGGCAUGAUAGACCCCAAAAUGGGUGAAGACUUGGCGCACAUUUGUCUGUUCAAGAUGACUUUCAACUUCUGUCCAAAGAAAACUGGGGACUUUGUACGUCAUUCACGGUCUGUUUGGAUUUGUAUUUGUACUGCUUCUGCUGUAACAUUUGUUUGCGGAAAAUGUAAGUGAUCUUGGUACGAAUAAAAGGGAUCGUCAUUUCUUCCU
Molecule: messenger RNA, 1108 nt
Organism: Syzygium oleosum
Lineage: Eukaryota; Viridiplantae; Streptophyta; Magnoliopsida; Myrtales; Myrtaceae
Exons: 6
Coding region: 194-748 (184 amino acids)
Source: RefSeq, a predicted model, not a curated record